Lottia gigantea (owl limpet) is the source of this 972-nucleotide messenger RNA. RefSeq lists its product as hypothetical. Gene Ontology annotation, cellular component: neuron projection; postsynaptic membrane; synapse. The record is from RefSeq and is a predicted model, not a curated record. The transcript is spliced from 5 exons. The annotation marks the transcript as partial. NCBI's taxonomy places the organism in Eukaryota, Metazoa, Mollusca, Gastropoda, Lottiidae. Gene Ontology annotation, molecular function: transmembrane signaling receptor activity; acetylcholine-gated monoatomic cation-selective channel activity. Gene Ontology annotation, biological process: chemical synaptic transmission; regulation of membrane potential; nervous system process.
GAACACGUUCUAAUGAAGCAUCUCAUUCGUAAUUAUGAAAAAUCUGUGAGACCAGUUUUUGAUGCUUCGAAAUCAGUCAACGUUGAUUUAGGGUUAACUUUGACUCAAAUAUUAGACUUGGAUGAAAAGAAUCAGGUUUUAACUACCAAUGUAUGGCUAGAAGCAGAAUGGUAUGAUGAAAGAUUGGUAUGGAACGCUAGUGAUUUUGAGGAUAUAAUAUCUAUAAGAAUACCAUGCGAUACAAUAUGGCUGCCAGAUAUUGUUUUAUAUAACAGCGUAGAUGAUUAUACAUCGGGUUACAUGCAGAGUUUAGCUAUGGUGUACAAUAACAGCAGAGUGUUUUGGGGUCCCGUUAUUAGAUUUAGAAGUUCCUGUAAAAUAGACAUCACAUUUUUUCCUUUUGAUAACCAAAUUUGUAAAUUGAAACUUGGAUCUUGGGCUUACAAUGGGUGGCAGGUUGAUGUGUGGAACAGAUCAAAUUCGAUGGAUUUAUCUAAUUUUGUUGAUAACGGUGAAUGGGAGCUGUUAGGGUUAGCAGUAGAAAGAAAUGUUGUAACCUACAAUUGCUGUAACGAACCUUUUCCAGAUGUUACGUUCUAUAUCUAUCUAAGACGACGUAUUAAGUAUUAUUUUAUGAACAUUAUUAUUCCAUGUAUCAUUCUAUCAUUCCUGUGUUUAGCAGGAUUUCUGCUACCGCCUGAGAGUGGUGAGAAAAUCACACUGGGUCUCUCCGUAUUACUGACUAUAACUGUAUUUAUGCUAAUGGUAGCUGAUAAAAUGCCACAAACAUCAGAGUCUAUCUCAGUUAUCAGUAUUUAUCUGAUGGUUGUAUUAACGACGAGUUGUUUAUCAGUGCUUUCUUCAGUAUUUAUUCUGGGUAUUCAUCAUCAGAGAGGCAAACCGCACAAAGUUCCCACAUGGCUGAAAAUGUUCGUUUUCCGAUUUUUAUCACCCCUACUGUGCAUUAAACAA